GUGGGAAGCUGGGAGCCUCGAUUGUGGAGCGGUUGCACAUCGAGUACAUGGGGCAGCUCCGGCUGUUCACCCUCACACAACUCCAGCAUCACUUCGGAGACAAAACGGGCUCCUGGCUGUACGAGCUUUGCCGAGGGGUGGAGUUUGAGCCACUCCGACCGCGGCAGCUGCCAAAAUCCAUCGGCUGCAGCAAGAUUUUCUCUGGUAGGACAGCUCUGGCCACGUGUGAGGAGAUCCGAUUCUGGCUGCUACAAUUGGCGUCUGAGCUUGAGGAGCGACUGACCAAAGACAGAGACAGUAACGGCCGUGUGGCCCAGCAGCUGCUGGUGGGUGUGCGGUUGAAGGAUGGGCACGGGCUCUCACGCUGCUGCUCUCUGCCGCUCUGCGAGGCUACAAAGAUUGCUAAUGAUGCAUUUGCGCUGAUCAGGAACUGCAACAGAGCAGCGGGACCGCAGGCUGCCUGGUGCCCGGCCGUCACGUCCCUCUGCUUGAGUGCUAGUAAGUUUUCAGAGCCGCCCACAGCUCUGGCCAGUGGAAUCACCUCCUUCCUCAGCAGCGACCCUGCUCCUUCCCACAAGCCGCUGCCGGUGUCUCCUGUAGCUCGGAGAGAAGCGAGCAAAUCGGGAUCAAGCCACAAGCCAGUGGGCACUAUCCUGUCAUUCUUCCAGGCAGCAGCUGACAGUAAAUGCAAGAGCCUUGAAACCACAGCGACAUCACUUCCUAGCUGCUCGGACGAUAUUGAGGUAGUCGACCGAGAGCCAGACACGAGCUGCGCUGACGUGUUGACCACAUGUUUGAGAAGCGAGGAGAGAGACUAUGCCCUUGGGCAGGAUUUCAGAGGUUUCUCUCCAAGCUUGAGGCCUUCCUCAACGCAAGAACCAAGCAGCUCUGAGUGUUUAGCCACCGCUGCCGAGAGUGUGGGAAAUGUGUCCAACGUGGAGAGGAACUUGCAGAUUGAUGCUGGGUUACUGGGCAGCACUCUGCCAGGAGCCUGCGCCUGGGAACUUGUCCCUGGGAAGGGGGUGACGGAGCCUCCCAUUUUGGCCCCGGAGGAUGUGGCACGGUGCGAGAAGUGCGGCGAGUACUUGCCGGUGUGGGACAUGCCCGAACACCAUGACUUCCAUUUUGCCCAGAACCUUCAAAGCUCGUUCUCCACGCCGGUGCCCGGCCCACUCUGCAGCCCCCGCGCUCGGGCUGGGGCUAGGGCCAGGGCUGGCUGUGCAGCCAGAGGCAAGAGCAAGAGAAAGCAAACACCUGCAUCUCCCGCCAAGCGCUCCCGGCACCAGCGUGAGCGCACACUGGACCUUUAUUUUCAGAAGCCAGCUGCUGGCAAGGUGGGCUGUCAGGACACUGAGGAGGAAGUGGUUAAUCAGUGAGCAGGGCAAUGCCUGUCUGCAUGUUUUGCACAUAUACAGGGUAACCAAAAAAUCAUGAUACUUUUACAAUGUCUAAUAAGUUUUAAAGAAAUGAUGAUAUAUAUUC
This is a messenger RNA of Callorhinchus milii (elephant shark), 1482 nucleotides long. RefSeq names its product polymerase (DNA directed), eta (gene polh). Gene Ontology annotation, biological process: error-prone translesion synthesis; response to radiation. Gene Ontology annotation, molecular function: damaged DNA binding; DNA-directed DNA polymerase activity. The record is from RefSeq and is a predicted model, not a curated record. Gene Ontology annotation, cellular component: nucleus; replication fork; site of double-strand break. Lineage: Eukaryota; Metazoa; Chordata; Chondrichthyes; Chimaeriformes; Callorhinchidae.